CAAGAUCUCUGUACCUUCUUGAUAUCGAGAGCCUGCAAAAACUCAACACUGGCUAAUUAUUUAUACUGGUAUGUGAUCGUGGAAUGUGAAGAUCAAGAUACCCAGCAGAGGGAUCCAAAGACCCAUGAGAUGUACUUGAAUGUAAUGAGAAGAUUUAGCCAAGCGUUGUUGAAGGGUGAUAAGUCUGUCAGAGUUAUGCGUUCUUUGCUGGCCGCACAACAGACAUUUGUAGAUCGGUUGGUGCAUCUAAUGAAGGCAGUACAACGUGAAAGUGGAAAUCGUAAGAAAAAGAAUGAGAGACUACAGGCGUUGCUUGGAGAUAAUGAAAAGAUGAAUUUGUCAGAUGUGGAACUUAUCCCGUUGCCUUUAGAACCCCAAGUGAAAAUUAGAGGAAUAAUUCCGGAAACAGCUACACUGUUUAAAAGUGCCCUUAUGCCUGCACAGUUGUUUUUUAAGACAGAAGAUGGAGGCAAAUAUCCAGUUAUAUUUAAGCAUGGAGAUGAUUUACGUCAAGAUCAACUUAUUCUUCAAAUCAUUUCACUCAUGGACAAGCUGUUACGGAAAGAAAAUCUGGACUUGAAAUUGACACCUUAUAAGGUGUUAGCCACCAGUACAAAACAUGGCUUCAUGCAGUUUAUCCAGUCAGUUCCUGUAGCUGAAGUUCUUGAUACAGAGGGAAGCAUUCAGAACUUUUUUAGAAAAUAUGCACCAAGUGAGAAUGGGCCAAAUGGGAUUAGUGCUGAGGUCAUGGACACUUACGUUAAAAGCUGUGCUGGAUAUUGCGUGAUCACGUAUAUACUUGGAGUUGGAGACAGGCACCUGGAUAACCUUUUGCUAACGAAAACAGGUAACAAUUAAUGGCUACCAGUAGACAUACAUUGUAUUUGCCCAUGGUUUUUACCCCUGAAUCUAUUUACUAACAAGAUAAAUUGUGGCCGGGCGCAGUGGCUCACGCCUGUAAUCCCAGCACUUUGGGAGGCCAAGGUGGGCAGAUCACCUGAGGUUGGGAGUUCGAGACCAGCCUGACCAACGUCGAGAAACCCCAUCUCUACUAAACAUAUAAAAUUAUCCGGGUGUGCUGCACAUACCUGCAAUCCCAGCUACUCUGGAGGCUAGGACAGGAGAAUUGCUUGAACCUGGAAGGCGGAGGUUGCAGUGAGCUGAGGUCGUACCAUUGCACUGCAGCCUGGGCAACAAGAGCAAAACUCCAUCUGGGAAAAAAAAAAAAAAAAAGAUGAGUUACGUAAGUGAAGAUAUAUUAGUGAGUCUUAAAAAUUCCUUUAAAUGUUACCUUGCAAGAACAUUUAGGGAUAGUCCUUUCUCUUGUAAGAAUUACUUUAGUAGUAAUCCUACAGAUGGUCAUUUUGCACACACUGCUAUACUGGAAAUGCCUCUUUUUAUGGAAAGCCCAUAAUGGAUACAAGCAGCUUAGUCUCUUACUGUAUAGCUCUAGUUAGAUUGUUAAAAUGUCCUUUCUCUUACAAAGUGUGCUUAAUUCACUUUAAUAUCUACCUUCAAUUAUUUGCUUUUCCCCUUGGGGUUCUGUGGGAUAAUCAUUCUCAGCGCCCUUUGUCCUGACAAUUCUUCAGCCCUAUGUAUUUAUCUUUAUGCAGACAGCUUCCAAACUUACAGCUUUUUACCUCAGUCCGUUUCAUUACCUUCAAAUUGAAAUAUCGAACUGCUUACUUGAAAUUGUCAUUAUAUAUGGCCAGUUGUAAAAGUUUAUCCUUUCCUCUACUACCUACCUAAAACCUGCUUCUCACCUCAUUUUCCCGUUUCAAUAGAUAGCAACAUCACCUACACAGUUGUUCAAGCUCUAGACCUCAAAGUCAUUCUUAAUAUGUCUUUUGGCCUCAUCUCAUAUACUGAACCUAUUAACAAAUCUUGUCUACUCCUCAACUCCAAAAUAGAUCAUGAAGUUACCUACUGUCUCUUCAUUUUUACUACUCUCACCCCACUUGAAGCAACCAAUACAUGUUGCCUAAACAAUUUGAAUGAAAUCUGAACCCUUUACUGGGGCCUUGUGGCUUGUCCAGGCAGGCUUUUGUCUGAAUGUCAAACCACUCCUGCCUCAGACGAGAGCCUUUGUUAUUUUCUCUUUCUGGAAAGUUCUUUAUUCAGAUAUUUGCAGGGCUGACUUAAGUUGAAAUUCUAAUGGCAUAACUUUAGAGAAGCCCUUUCUAACUCUUUGAUCUGUAAUAACAUAUCUGCCUCUUCCUCCAAUGCUCUCUACUUACUACUGUUUUGUUUAUAGCACUUAUCACUAGCUGAAGUUACUUUUUUUGUUUAAUUCAACAACUAUUUAUUGAACACCUAGUAGAUGCUGGGAAUACCAAAGUUAACAGAACAGACAGAAAUCCUUGCUCUCCUAGAGCUUGUUGAGUUCUUAUCAUUGUCUUCUCCCAUUCAGGAUGCAAGUUCCAUGAGAGCAGGAACCUUUGUCCGUUGAGGUUACCCCAUGCCUCCGGACCUGGAACAACACCUAGCUAAGGUGUUCAAUAAGUCAGUGUUGAAUUAAUGAUGAAUAAAUACUUGUGUUCUUC
Molecule: messenger RNA, 2543 nt
Organism: Mandrillus leucophaeus (drill)
Lineage: Eukaryota; Metazoa; Chordata; Mammalia; Primates; Cercopithecidae
Product: phosphatidylinositol 3-kinase catalytic subunit type 3-like
Exons: 9
Biological process (GO): autophagosome assembly; endocytosis; autophagy of peroxisome
Cellular component (GO): phosphatidylinositol 3-kinase complex, class III, type II; cytoplasm; membrane
Molecular function (GO): 1-phosphatidylinositol-3-kinase activity
Source: RefSeq, a predicted model, not a curated record